Molecule: messenger RNA, 10921 nt
Organism: Dermacentor silvarum
Lineage: Eukaryota; Metazoa; Arthropoda; Arachnida; Ixodida; Ixodidae
Exons: 4
Coding region: 165-1061 (298 amino acids)
Source: RefSeq, a predicted model, not a curated record
CGGCUCCAGUCUCGCAGUCGCAAAAGCAACAUGGCAACGAGGUGAUAGGAGUCGACGCGCGGCCCCGCAACUCCGCAGAUCGGGCACGAGCAUUCUCCGCGUCGCAUCGUCGGGGAAACCGAAAUGCGAUCGGUCCAAACCUUAGUCCAACCAUCGGCAACGCUAUGGCUUGCGUCCCGGAGCUCGGACUGUGGGCGGGAUUACUUCUGCUUCUUGGCUUUUCAACUUGGACGGACGCUCUUGUGAAGACCAAUGGAAGCGAGGCAGCCCAGCUGGCGGCAGCGGCCGCCGCGCAGUCGACUGCGCAGCAUAGGGGCUCCCUGGUGGUGGGACUGAGUCGCGCCAGCGAGAGCUACGCCGAGAUCGCCUGGCGGCUCGAGCAGCUGCCCAGCUCCAAGGACCGCGGGCACGGCGGCGAAGAGGACGAAGACCCGGCGUCCCGACUCUCGGCGUGCGAGCUGGCGUACGGCCCUCUCGAGGACCCGUACCAGGUGGAGGUCAUGUCCAACUUCAUGCCCCGCGGCCCCACCUUCAUCGUGGGCGGCUUGCGGCACAACACCACGUACCACUUCCACAUGGUCUGCUACUGCUGCCUCGCCGACGGGGCGGCGGCGGCGGCGCCAGACUCCGGCGGGAACUCCACGGCGAGCAGCACCGAGACCAAGCUCACUUCCAACGUGCUCAGGUUCACCACAGGUGUUUACGUCGGAGGCGACCAGCAGUCCCUCCCGCACCAGCGGUCCUCGUGGCCCACCCAGCAGCAGCAGCAGUCCCGUGGCGGCAGCAGCGACGAGUGGCGCCAGCGGGACCCGUACCAGGGCUCGUACCACUCGGUGUACAAGCAGACCAUCCUGCGCGACGAAGAGAGCAGCAGUCGCGCCGUGCCUUCCUUCAACGUGCUCCUGGGCGCGCUCACCGGCAUCGUCGGCUUCCUCAUCAUCAACGUCACCGUCGUAAUCGCCGUACGCCGUUGCUCGCACCGGCGCAUGCGCCGGCGGAGGAUCCUCGUGCUCGAGGAUCGAGACAAUGAAGACUUCCCGUACCUCCGGCCGCUGGAAUGAAGCGUGGAAUGAAGCGUGACGUGACGUCAUCGGAAGCGCCUUUCUGGUCUUCGAACCGCGACGGUCGUCUUCGCCGAGCGACCCUCGCCCGGUAGCCAUUGACAAACAAGCAUCUAUAUCGGCGUCUGAACGCAUCGCAGAGGCAUAUCACAACUCGUUAUCUCACCGUGUUCGACCUUCCUUACGAUAAGCGCUAUGCACCACCCGUAUCGUUGCCGGCUGUGUACGAUCCUGCGUGACCGUUGUCGACCUUCUUUUGACUUGUAGAGAGUUGUUAGCGGACAGUUCGGUUGUGACACCGCGGCACCACUCGCUGUACUGAACGCGUUGUGGACCCGUGGCAGUGGCUUAGCAGCAAGGAUGUGCGGCUGCUGAGCGCGAGGUCGCGAGCUUGAUUCCCGGCCGCGGCGAUGCGCGUUGCAUUGUGGGAGGAAGGAAAAGAAAGGAAAGGUUCCGUGAAAUCUUGCAUUGAGGAACGACAGGGGUCAAAAUUAAUGCGUAACUUACCACGGCUUAGUUUGUCUCAGUGUUUAACCCGCGCUGUAGAGUUUCUGCCUAUCUGUAUGACGUAUUACCGCUUACGGAAUGACGUAAUACCGCAAGCGCAGAGAUAAGCAGCAGCGCAAGUAGCGUCAUCUUGCGGCCUAAAAUUGAGCCAGAGCACAUAUUACUACAUUACAGCUACUCACUUCUGCUUAGGGAUUGAAUUGAAGAUGUAUUCAGCGAUGAAAAUUAACGUAUUUGCUGUCUUUCGGUGAGAACACCCAUGCAAUACUAAAACGUUUCAUGCGCGUUGUAAUUGAAUAAUGCGUCACUAGGUGUCGUUACCAACGCUGCUCCCUGUUCUGUCAUUUUGUAAAUGUUAGUGGUUUACGGACAGGCCGGAACUCUGAUUAAACCUGGUAGCGGGGUUAUUUAGCAUUGCUGCAUUUCGAUUCGUUUCGUCAGCGUCACGGUAUCGCAGCCAUCUACGCCAUGUCGUCUGCCCGCAAAGCUCGUACGGGCGGCGCAUAUGUUCAGUACAAAAAACUUAGUCUUGCGCAAUUGUUUAUCGCUCGGCUAAUGCCAAUCUGGCGCGUCGAGUUCAACUAUUUGCCGUUUCGGUUGUUUCGAGUUGUGACUGUUCGUAGUUGCUGGGAAUCACGGAUGAAAUUUGCAAUGCAAAUUGUAUUACUAUUUGCAUUGUAACGCAGUUUGACAUGAGUUGGAACACUUUGGGUAUACGUUAUGGCUGUUGAAUUGACGGAGUAAGUGCACUGCGUAAUGAACGCUCCUUCGUCCAUUGCGUGAUCGGUGAGAUUGUUGGGUGUCUGCCAUUUUGAUGCGAGAAGCAGUAGUGUGCCAAGAUAUUGUUGCGGUCGUUGCAGAGCCACGGGUGUUGGAGUCACAGUCCUCGAGUGGGGGUGCAGAUUAUCGCAUGAUUGUUGCUUCGGUGCCUGCAAGAUAAGAACGAAGGGCUUUUGGAAAGGCGGAUAUCCGCCCACACACAGUUUUCCGCGCAGACUGUUGGUUGUAGUUGGGGCGGACAGUAGUCUUGAGGAGGACGUUUUUGUGGGAAUGACGAUUUUGAGAGCUGCUUCGAAAAUGCCAUUUUCUGGGAGUACAGGCGUCGGAAGGGCAGCGUUUAGGGCAAGCAGCGCGCAGAAAGGUUCCAAGGAAGAUGACUUAAUUCCAGAAAAAAAAAAAUUCAAGGAGCACAGCUACGCAGAAACGUUUUUGCUGGAGGACGAUUCUCAGAGGGUCUCCAGAAAGCUUAAUUUAGCUACGUGUGCAUGAAUCUGAUAAAGUCAAGUCGAAUCGGCUUGUCGGGCCGAAAUCCGGCCGUCUAUUUCAUGUAAACGCUACUGGCUCGUGCGAAGUGAGCGCCGAGGCGAGUUCUGUCGAAUCGCUCGCAGCCCGCAUGGAAAGAUACAUGCAUGCGCGGUUGGGUCGGGGCUGGGUCAGCUGGACUGACUCGGCGCUCGACUUCUGACUCGACGAUCGAAUUCUGUCUCGACGCCGAUUGCGCCGAUUUCUUGUAAAGGAAGCUUCUGAAGUCCAUGCACUUUGUGUGGUGACAAGAUCGACGAUGCCAUCGGCCUCGCUUAGUCAUCUGUUGCGCAGUUGUACUAUAUUCCGCGUGUUUUAUCUUGUCGAAUGUAGUUUUAAGAAAGUUGAGAGAAAUAGCUUGUUAUUGAUGACACAGUUUAUGGAAUUGUGCCGCAAGGUUGUGCUGUGUGUUUUUAUCGCCGUUUGUUUGCCGGCGUCUGUAGUCAAGCCAUGCCCGAUACUUUAAGUCUGGUUUGGGGCCUUUUAAGUCACGUGUAGCCGCGAUAUAUGCAAUCGUUCGUAAUAUCCAUGUGUUCGUGUCAAACGUCCAUAUUGCUUAAUUUUGGGCUAAACAAUCGAAAUAAAAAAAAAGAACUAACCCGUAUACGCUAGAAGGCAGCUCUUUUUUCACAUUUAAUACAUUCUUACUUUAGAAAUACUCCAUUUAGUGUCACAAAUUGUAUUCUUUCUGUUUGUGCCAUAAUUUAUUAAUGUUACUGUACACGUGCGCGCCAUGUCACGCUGCGUCGGGAUUUGAUUUCGGAACCAUUGCCAGUGCCAUACGGUCCCCAGAAGUAGGAGUGCAGCUCCAUCGGUGUGGCCAAUGUUGGCGCAAUAUUGAGCCAACGUUGCCCAAUGGUGGGCAUACAUUGGCCAUGAUGUCAGCGCUGCUAAGGGAUGGCUCCCUCCUAUAUCGGAUUCGCGUACUUCGGGCGUUAUUUAUUUGGUUCUAGAUUGAGAAGCCGUUUGGUUUUGGUUCAGCGUAGCACGCCGACACUUGGUUUGAACGUCUUGCGCGAGUGACCGUUUCAUACUCUGGUCUGCUCCGUGAUACGGACACGUAAAGGACUAGGGAAGCUCGCCGAGAUAUUGCAACUCUAAGGAGGAUGUGUUCAACUUAGGCUAAUGCGAUAGGCGGUUACCUGGAGCAGUUAGAACGUUCAUUUAGCAUUGUGCUGGGUUUAUUUACGCGCACAAGUAGUAAACUCAUGAUUCGGUAUAUGUACUUGUGUCGACAGAAGCGUUGUGUUUUCGUUUUCUUCUCCCACACAGAACGAACCAACGCACUGCGAGAGCUUUAUUCGCUUAUACAGUUUCAUCGUGUUUUGACACUGGCGUCAGGUGUGUUGUCUUCGCACAACCGAUGAGGCAGCUCCGAAUUGUUUAGGAAAUGUUAUCACAAAUUUACCCGCCGCGGUGGCUUAGCGGCGAUGGCGUUGCGCUGCUAAGAAGAGGUCGCGGGAGCGAUCCCGGCCGCGAUCCGAUGGGGGCGGAAUAAAAAAAAAUUAAAUUAAAUUAUGGGGUUUUACGUGCCAAAACCAGUUCUGAUUAUGAGGCACGCCGUAGUGAGGGACUCCGGAAAUUUGGACCACCUGGGGUUCUUUAACGUGCACCUAAAUCUAAGUACACGGGUGUUUUCGCAUUUCGCCCCCAUCGAAAUGCGGCCGCUGUGGCCGGGAUUCGAUCCCGCGACCUCGUGCUCAGCAGCCCAACACCAUAGCCACUGAGCAACCACGGCGGGUUCAAAAAAAAAAAAAAAAAAAAAGAAAGAAAGCUCGUGCACCGUGCAUUGUGCACACGUUAAAGAACCCCAGGUGGCCAAAAAUUAAUUCUUAGCCCUCCAACACAGCGUUCCUCAUAGUCCAAUUCACUCGUUUACAUUGUUUCAGUGUAUCGUGUCCAAUGCAUUGGUUGGCCCGUAGUUCUUGCUACAUGAUGUCCUGUCACGUGACUCGCGGUCGUGAUGUUUGUCUAGAAUGUUUGGUCACAAGGCGCUGCGCUGCGAUCGACGUUUAACGCUGCUGCACGACUCCGUGAAAAAGGUCACAGCAAUGCGUACAACGCCUUCAUUAAAAAAAAAAAUAAUACUUCGUGCCAUCAGGACAAGGCCAGUGAAUGAUAUUGCCACCCGCACAAUUCUUAACAUUUAAGUACGUUUUAAGCAACAAGUACGUGGUUGGUGGCGUCGUGCACUUUAUUGGCGAUUGAAUGAUUUAACUUAAUUGGCUACAAAUGUUACGUCGGGACAACUUUAAUGCUUGGCAAAAUUGUUGAUGACACAAUUUGACAUAACUACUUGUAGCCGCUUAGCGCGUAAUGACGUUGCUGUCAUGCAAGUAUAGUCAAUUGUGAGUUAUAUCGCACAAGGCGAGCAUGUCAAGGAUGGCGUAUUAGUACCUCAAUAUUUCCCCUUGUCACGUCGCAGACGAGCUUAUACUCCCGUGUUCAGAGGUGUUCAUUUAUUUUUUCAUCAUUUUUGUAUUUAUCUCCGAACUCGUAUCUUGCGAAUGUAUUUUGUCUACUUAAUAUCUACUUAAGAGUUUGCCGCUCUUAUUUGUGGUGCGUAUCUUUUACGUCCCUGCUUAUAUAUUUUUUGCUUAUUAUAGGCGUGCGUGUGUACGUGAACGUGUGUGUAUGUGGGGACCUAUUGUAGUCUGUCAUUGGUGUGAGCUGUCCCCUUGACGACCUCAUGGGAGAGUUUUAUCGUGCUGUCAGAUUCUCGUCGUCAACCCCCAUUAGACGAAGGACUCUUAGCCCACAAGCUCUUUUUUAAUGUACUCAUUGGUUUUCUGGUACAGUCGUUGUUCAGGGACCAAGUCCAUCAUGGAAGAGUAUAUCAUCUAGCGUAGGGUGGUUCUUGGUUCACAAAACUCAGCAACAGUCGGGAAGUGUGAGAGGAGAACGUUGUAAUUGGAUGUUACUGGAGCGAAGGCUUAAUAAGAGACAGUGUAGAAGGGGUUCGAACGCGCAACCUCUUCGUGCUUCGCUCCGCUUUUUAUCCGACGCGCUGUGUUGGCGGCACCUGUAGAGGUCUUGUUAAGCCUACUUCUGCCGCUCGUAGCAUGAUCAUACUUGAGAUGCAUGAAGGGAGAGUUCAGUCCCGUCUGAGCGCGUGCUGCACGGAGUCGUAACGAAAAGCCCCUUGCGGGUUCGUGGGAUAGAAAGGUUCGCCGUUCGGAAAGGAAUCAUCCUGAUUGAGGAUUUGAACCCAGGACCACCGCCUGGCCAUGGCAGUCACCAUACCAAUUGAGCUAACCGGUGGCCUAGCGGCUGGCAGCGCGAGGACGAAUACGUGAAUAAUUGUUAGACCCCCAGUUAGCUCAGUUUGCAGCUCGCGUCUGUCCCGGUCUUGUGGUGGUUCCGGGUUCGAUCACCGGACCGGGUCGAGUUGUUCAGCUACGAAGCUUCUCUUUACGAGAAAGCGCAGUGAACCCCUCUCGUGAAUAUACCUUGGCGUCGCAAGUUUUCACAGGACUCUAUGUAUACGUAUGUUCAGUUUCUUCAACAGUAACGAAACUUACGAGCCCGCCUCCGCUACGUUUCAUCUUCUGUUGCUCAGCAUGUUGUUGAUUGGGGCUUUGAGUUUGCUUGAACAAUCAAAGAAAAAAAAAAAAAGUCGCAUACACUGCAGCUUUCGCCGUACUCAUCUCACCGAUGACGUGCACUCCUGAAGCGUGUUCGAAGCACGCGCAGUACUGGCAGUACCACCGCAAAGUAAAACUCAUUCUCGUUACCAGCGGCGCGCCGCGGUAACGGUGCAGAAUUGGUGCAGCACCAUCGCUGGUUACGCCGGCUAACUAACGGUCACAUCGACUUAACGAAACUCCCUUCGCAUUACCACGCUAACUUCACGUUUGUUUUAUCUUGCUGCUGCACACUAUGUUGCGUUUCCAUUUAUAUUAUAACGAAGCGCGCUAACCCGAGGAAGGCUAUACACGAAUAAAAGUCGUCCACGUGAAAACGUUUUUAAGUCGUAUAUUUGUCGUUCGCCCGUUGAAUUUUGCUCUGACAUAUCAUGAAAUGUGAAUGUGUGACGUAUGCCAUACUUAGUGGGAACGGGUAAUUUAUAGAGUGCAGCUUCCACUUGAUACAGUUACCAAGAGACACCCAAUUUAGAUUGCUAUCUAUAUGACGUGCUAUAUCUAAGCAUUAAAGGUAUAGAGAGCUGCUGGAAAUAAAAAAAUUGUCACUAAAUUGAGUUGUUGCAGCUAGAAUUCUGGAUAAUACAUCUUUAAUUGCAAAUAGUUAAGUGUUAAUUAAAGCGAUGGCUUCGUACGCCGCAAUGGACGUAAAUCGAAAGAGGAGUGCUGACUUUUCCGUGACAUAAUUUAGGAAUCGCAUGCAUGAAGAUAGAUGUUUCUUAGUAAAUCGCACUGUAUUCUAGAAUAUCUCGGAAAACGCAGCCUAUCAAACCUUAAGAAAUAAAACGCAUUUUCACUAGUUCUUUCCACUGAUUAGAAAAAUGAAGGAUUUUAUGGAUUAACUUAUUUCACUGGAAUACAUCUACAAUGUUCCCUCUAAGUACUGGCACGCGCUGUGUUUACCAACGAGGCUAACGUUUUCACAUCCGCAUACGCAGCACAUCGGAGUGGCACAGUUUUUUGCAUAUCGUUCCUCUUCCGUUGUUACAGCUGCCUCGGAUGCGGCUAAGUGGUACACCGAGCUUACGUUUUAAACGCUUACUGUUCGCGCCAUCAAAGUAAUGCUGAGCUGCAGACUUUACAGACUUCUUGUGCUUAUCGAAUGUACGAGUCUCUUACUGUCAUUUGUUGCCCAACUUCAUACUUUCACGUGAUCACUUGUGGAGGGGUGGCGGCGAUGCACUGCGAAGUUGAAUGCAAGCGAACCUUACGGUUACUGCUUCUUUUAGGGACUUCCUUUGCAUUAGAUUAUCACAACGAUUACACACUUUUCGCACGGCCAUCUUGUAACCACUCCGUGAUCGCAUCAGUGUCCUGUUUUACCUACUCUCUGAAAUACCUAGCCUUAGAUCGUCCGACGGGUGUCUUGCUGUGUGUGCGUGUUCUUUUUUUUUUCUUUUUGCCUGUUGUAUGUACAAAGCGAUGCUGGUUUGCCUGAGCACUGCGUCGGGCCCAUCACUCUUUGAGCUAUACAUACUAUGUGAAGCGUAAGUCGCGACGUUUCUCUUUGACCGUCGCGGCCUUUGUUCUCGCCGUAAUUUGUGUGCUUUGUCGUCGCACGAAAAUUGUGCUGAGUUAUGGAAGGCGACAAGGGUGUACCAAGUGUUCAUCACAAUAAGAAGCAAAGAAAAAAAAAAAUAACGCCGCGUUCGGCUGGUUAUACGGCGUCUUGAUCAGUCAAAAAGACUGUCGACUCUAUUCGAGCACUUCGAUCUGAGGCCACGCGUUUUGCCGUAUCGUCUGCUGUGCGGUUGUCGACAGCAGGCCAUACUGCAAAAUGCGUGGCUCUGCCGCGUCUAUAGGGAACGGGUUACAGUGCGAUCUUUAAGCGCACCCGUCUUCUAAUUGGCUUACGCGAGCCCUCGCUUCCAUAAGUCUGCACGCAUUUAGUGAGUCCCAGUGUAUAGUUUUUUGUUCUUUCUUUCUUUCUUUCUUUCUUUCUUUCUUUCUUUCUUUUUUACUCCUAUACUAUUAUAAGAAAUUGGCACCGUGUUGCGAGCCACUUCUCCGGUGAAUGCAUGCCUCGUGUAGUACUUGUUUGUACGAAGUGGCCCAACAUUCUAAUUUACAAGGAAGAAUGCAUCACCGGUGUUACACAAUAACGCGCCAAUGUGCGUGUCGUCUUUACGUUGCUUUUGGAAUGUCUUGUUGCCCGUGCAUUUGUCUGCCAUAGAAACUGCAUGAUUGGAUAGCGCGUGAAGCUUUUACAAGGGUACAAUCGAGACUGUGAGGUGUCCCCAGUGGAAUGACCGGAACUCCGUUUUCCAUGGUGGAUUCGUAGAUGUCCGAUACCCUAAUCCAAUGUUUGAGAUUUGGGUUAGCCUAGGGGCUUACUGUAAUAAUCUCAUGUGCUUUAAAAAUGUGCAAACGAGCCCUUUUUCUUCCAUUUAAUAGCCGAGUUGCCCUCGGCGUUGUGUAUCUCUUCGUAUCUACAGAGCUUUUGUUUUGUUGCCCGCCUUCGUAAUUGUUCGAGCCUGUGCAUAUCGUAGCCUGCUUAGAAUGCUUGUUUGUUAGUGUUUGUCCGUGCGUGUUUAUGUAUUGGAGUGCACGUCUUUGAGCACGUGACUAUGUUACUCGUUUUCUGUGUGUUGUGUAGGGAAGCUUGACGAAGCGUCUAACACUGAGCUUGCAAAUUCGAUAGAACCGCAGUAUCAACAUCGAGUAAAUGUUCAGUUGUAUAACGUCGUCUGUGUUGCGCACUACGUUGAAUUUUCGUGAGACACACAGUAAAUGACAAUCGGUUGCGUAGCUUUGGUGAGCCUAGAACGCGCUGUUUAUAAUAUUUUGGCGACGAAAUUGCCCGCAAGCCGGAAUGCGCUGACAUAUUCGUGGAAUGCGUACGGGCACUCGGUCUGGUUGAUUAAUCAGGAGUACAAGUAUGCAAGAAACAAUGCACUAAAGUGAUAAUAACAAACAGGAAAACGCACGAUUAGGUUUUUGUAGCGCGUUCUUCGACCCACUGCAAAUCCAGGCGUCGAAUAAACCGGGAAAACGCAAUAAAGGUAAAAGAAAAUGAGGAGCACGACUUCCGGAGCCAAGCGUCGAGGCGCUUCUUCAAAUGUGCGGUUGAGCGCUCAGGGACCAUGAAUCUGUUUCUGUUCCCGCACGUGUCACGUAAUUUGUUUAUUUUGUUUUUUUUUAAUGUUUUUCAUAUUUUUGUUUUAUUCUGUGUGUGUAUUUUCAACAUCGUUUCUUAUUGUUGUGAUUUCCCAUUUCCAGUAACUGUCUGCUGUCUCUAACCUCAGCAUGGUACGUGUGAUGUCCUCGUUUCUUUAUGCAACAUGCGACGAAGUCUCGUGUAGCGUCCUAUUGCAGGUAUUUCAUUUCUAUGUUAGGAAAAGCCACAUGACACUGAUGCAUCACGUGAGGGCAUUCGUUAAGUGCGAAGCCGGAGUUUAACUUUGAGGGCAUGCGUAUCUAACUUAGUGUAGUCUCACUCCAGUUUUACGCUGCGCGUGGUAUCACCCUUUGUACGCUGUAACCGUGACAGCGGGAAUUAGGCUAGCGUUAACUUAUGCUCGGCACAUAUCCUGAAUAUAAGUAGUGUGUACAUGUAACCUUGUUCUUUGUUUUCUUGUUUUGAUGGUCUGUAUUCAGUAGCAACUGUAGUGCUGUAGAUGGCGUCGUAUUAGUUUUUUUUAAUUCACAUAUUGUUUUUUUUAAUUCACAUAUUGCUGAAAUUUCAAAAUGUCUGGCGAAUGAACCUCGUACGCUGACUUGUUUUGGAUGUGUGCUUUGAGAAACGCGAAAUAAUAGCACGAAAGAAAAAAAAAAUAUCUGCUGUAAUUGAGGAUUCUGUAUAAGCGUCUGUAGAGGUCGUGCUUGAUCACGGCUCUUAGAUAUGAACAACGGUUCGAGAGUUUCCUGGUCGUACGUGCACAAACGAGGUGCUGUCGAAGAGGCUGAACUUAUCAUUCGGACGAGAGGAAUACCGAACCGCGAAAGUGUGAUUUCUGUAUCUGCGUCCUGUCUCAGGUGACAACCGUUGCGUUUGUUGACGUCAUUUCGGACAACUAGGUAGUAUACUGUUGUCAGUUUGCCUUAAUCUCGAGAGAUGCUUUGUUGUUGGCCAAACUGUGUGUGUUUCGGGUAGCGUUGAAGGGCGAAUACCAUGAGAGUCGGUUUGUACCAUUAUAGCUCGUGCAGCAAUACCUGUCUGUAUUAAGACUUAGCGAUCCCGUCUAGUUUCUUUGUGGUGAUCCGUGUUGUCAGAUUAACAAUUCGUUGCCGUGUGCGGUCCUAUUUAGAUGUGAAAAUGUAGAAACUUGUGGUUUUUAGUGUUGCGUGGUGUACUGAAACUACGCCUAAAGGUGUUUUGGCGGAGAGGAACUUGUAUCCGACUGUUUUCAAAUCUACGCUGUUAUCGUGGACACGCGCUAAUUUGUACUAAUAAAACGAAUCCUGAACCGA